Molecule: messenger RNA, 2503 nt
Organism: Echinops telfairi (small Madagascar hedgehog)
Lineage: Eukaryota; Metazoa; Chordata; Mammalia; Afrosoricida; Tenrecidae
Gene: MCM7
Product: minichromosome maintenance complex component 7
Exons: 15
Coding region: 291-2333 (680 amino acids)
Biological process (GO): DNA replication; DNA replication initiation; double-strand break repair via break-induced replication
Cellular component (GO): MCM complex; nucleus
Molecular function (GO): single-stranded DNA binding; ATP binding; ATP hydrolysis activity
Source: RefSeq, a predicted model, not a curated record
GCGGAGGAAUCCCGGGCUGUGAGGCGGCCGGCUCGUGGUCCCAUGUGCUUCUUUGUUUACUAAGAGCGGAAGCAGUGGCGGGCAGAGGGGCCUAGGAGCGAGAUGGAUGAGCUGGAGAGAAGAGGAGAGGAAAAAGUACAUGGGUGGAAGACUAAUCGGGAGCCCACGGGCCCGUGUUGCUGUGUGGGAGACCACUGGAGACAGAAAAGGCCAAGAAGUUCCUCCAAGAGUUCUACCAGGAUGAUGAAUCUGGGAAGAAGCAGUUUAAGUAUGGGAACCAGUUGGUUCGCAUGGCUCAUCGUGAACAAGUGGCGCUGUAUGUGGACCUGGAUGACGUAGCGGAGGAAGACCCUGAGUUGGUGGACUCCAUUUGUGAGAACGCCAAGCGCUAUACAAGGCUUUUUGCUGACGCUGUACAAGAACUCUUGCCUCAGUACAAGGAGAGGGAGGUGGUCAAUAAAGAUGUCCUCGAUGUGUACAUUGAGCACCGGCUCAUGAUGGAGCAGCGGACGCGGGACCCUGGAGCUGCCCGCAGCCCCCAGAACCAGUACCCCCCUGAGCUCAUGCGUAGAUUUGAGUUGUACUUUCAGGGCCCCAGCAGCAACAAGCCUCGUGUGAUCCGAGAAGUGCGGGCAGACUGCGUGGGGAAGUUGGUAACUGUGCGAGGCAUCGUCACUCGCGUCUCUGAGGUCAAGCCCAGGAUGGUGGUGGCCACCUACACGUGCGAUCAGUGUGGGGCAGAGACCUACCAGCCGAUCCAAUCUCCAACCUUCAUGCCUCUGAUCAUGUGCCCGAGUCAGGAGUGCCAAACCAACCGCUCUGGAGGGCGGCUAUACCUGCAGACCCGGGGCUCCAAAUUCAUCAGGUUCCAGGAAAUGAAGCUGCAGGAACAUAGCGACCAAGUGCCUGUAGGGAAUAUCCCUCGGAGCAUCACAGUGAUGAUAGAAGGAGAAAACACGAGGAUUGCUCAGCCUGGAGACCACGUCAGUGUCACUGGUAUAUUCUUGCCACUUCUGCGAACUGGGUUCCGACAGGUGGUACAGGGUUUGCUCUCAGAGACCUACCUGGAAGCCCAUCGUCUUGUGAAGAUGAAUAAGAGUGAGGAUGACGAGGCGGGGGCUGGGGAACUGAGCCGGGAGGAGCUGAGGCAGAUUGCAGAGGAGGAUUUCUAUGAGAAGUUGGCUGCCUCCAUUGCUCCUGAGAUUUAUGGGCAUGAGGACGUGAAGAAGGCACUCUUGCUCCUGCUAGUGGGCGGUGUGGACCAGUCCCCUCGAGGCAUGAAGAUCAGAGGCAACAUCAACAUCUGCCUGAUGGGGGAUCCCGGUGUGGCCAAGUCUCAGCUCCUGUCUUACAUUGAUCGUCUGGCGCCUCGCAGCCAGUACACAACCGGCCGCGGCUCCUCCGGAGUGGGGCUAACCGCAGCCGUGCUGAGAGACUCCGUGACGGGAGAGCUGACCCUGGAGGGUGGGGCCCUCGUGCUGGCGGACCAGGGCGUGUGCUGCAUUGAUGAGUUUGACAAGAUGGCUGAGGCUGACCGCACAGCCAUCCACGAGGUCAUGGAGCAGCAGACAAUUUCCAUCGCCAAGGCGGGCAUUCUCACCACUCUCAACGCCCGCUGCUCCAUCCUGGCCGCGGCCAACCCCGCCUACGGGCGCUAUAACCCUCGCCGCAGCUUGGAGCAGAACAUACAGCUUCCCGCUGCGCUCCUCUCCCGAUUUGACCUCCUCUGGCUGAUCCAGGACCGGCCUGACCGUGACAAUGACCUGCGAUUGGCCCAGCACAUCACCUAUGUGCACCAGCACAGCCGGCAGCCCCCAGCACAGUUUGAACCUUUGGACAUGAAGCUUAUGAGACGUUACAUAGCUAUGUGCCGUGAGAAGCAGCCCACGGUCCCCGAGUCCCUGGCGGACUACCUCACUGCCGCGUACGUAGAGAUGAGGCGAGAGGCCUGGGCUAGUAAGGAUGCCACCUAUACAUCCGCUCGGACACUGCUGGCUAUCCUGCGACUUUCCACUGCUCUGGCCCGGCUGCGGAUGGUGGACACGGUGGAGAAGGAAGAUGUGAACGAAGCCAUAAGGCUGAUGGAGAUGUCCAAGGACUCUCUUCUAGGCGACAAGGGGCAAACAGCGAGAGCUCAGAGACCAGCAGAUGUGAUCUUUGCCACUGUCCGGGAGCUGGUCUCUGGGGCCCAGAGUGUCCGCUUCUCGGAAGCAGAGCAGCGCUGCAUAUCCCGAGGCUUCACACCCGCUCAGUUCCAGGCGGCACUGGAUGAAUAUGAGGAGCUGAACGUCUGGCAGGUCAACACAGCCCGGACAAGGAUCACUUUUGUCUGAUUCCAGCUUCUUCCAGACACUGGAGGGAGGGGGGGGUCCACUCACCUAUGGAGGGUAUGAUGCCCUAGUGGGGUGGAGAAACAGCUCCCCCCCACACACACACACACUGCUGCACUUAACCUUGUUUUACUGCUUUUGCUAUUAAAACUUGUUUACAGAUCACCUUCUAA